Messenger RNA from Saccoglossus kowalevskii, 1673 nucleotides. Its product is annotated as poly [ADP-ribose] polymerase 1-like. Gene Ontology annotation, molecular function: NAD binding; DNA binding; NAD+ poly-ADP-ribosyltransferase activity. Lineage: Eukaryota; Metazoa; Hemichordata; Enteropneusta; Harrimaniidae. The record is from RefSeq and is a predicted model, not a curated record. Gene Ontology annotation, cellular component: nucleus; nucleolus. Gene Ontology annotation, biological process: double-strand break repair; protein poly-ADP-ribosylation.
AUGUCUGAUUCUGACUUCCCCUUCAAGGCUGAAUACGCCAAAAGUGACCGUUCUUCUUGUAAAAAAUGCCGCGGUGGUAUUAAAAAGGGUUCCGUGAGGCUGGCGAAGAUGAUGCAGUCACCAUUUUUUGAUGGCAAAGUACCUACAUGGUACCACUAUUCCUGCUUCUGGAAAAUGGCGGAAGUCAAAGCUACAUCUGAAAUAGUUGGCUAUGAUGGGCUGAGAUGGACUGACCAGGAGAAGAUUAGAAACAAGAUUGCCGGAGAUGAAACUAAGGAAUCUGUGGAGGACAAGGUAGUCUCAAAAGAAACUACAACAAGUGAUUUCAGUAUGGAGUAUGCCAAAUCAAACAGAAGUACUUGUAGAGCUUGUAAAGAGAAAAUAGCAAAGGAUGAACUUCGGAUUGCAAUUUCAGAAACAGAUCCCCAUGACAAAAUCAUUGAAAAUUGGCACCACUUGGAUUGUUUCUGUGACCCCAUGAAACUUGUUGAGUUUGGAUGGAAAAAAGAAUACGAUGUGAAGAAGAUUCAAGGUUUCAGUUGUCUUAAGAAAGAAGAUAAAGAUAUUGUCCUCAAGAAACUUGUGUUGAAAGACGUAAAACGAAAAGCUGCAGCCCAGGCAGGAACUGCUGCUAAAAAAGCUAAAACUGAAAGCAAAGAGGAGAAAGCUUUGAAGGAACAAAGUCAGGCACUUUGGAAGAUCAGGGACAGUCUUAAUAGAUCUGUUUCAAACAAAGCUCUUCGUGAAUUACUAGAGGAUAAUAAUCAGGUGCCACCAAAAGGUGAAAGUGAGUUACUCAAUGCAGUAACAGAUGGGAUGGUAUUUGGAGCAAUGGAACGUUGUCCUGACUGUAAUAAUGGACAGUUAACUGUACGUAAUGAUGCGUAUCAUUGCACUGGUCAUUUAACUAGCUGGACAAAAUGUACCUACACUACAAAAACACCGAAACGAAAACCAUGGAAAAUAUCAGAUUCUAUGAAAGAAAUUAACUUCUUAAAAAAAUUCAAAUUUUCUGCAUACAACAAAGGGAAUCGUGUAUUUUCUGAGGGUGUAAUUCCAUCUACUUCUACUUCAGACUCUGCAAGUUCACCUGAGAAUCCUGAUAAGCCUCUACAAGAUCUGAAGAUUGCUUUAAUUGGUAAACUAAGUAAAACAAAUAAAGAAAUGUCCAAGUGUAUUGAGAGUUUUGGAGGCUCAGUCGUAACAGCUAUUGACUCCAAAGUUGCCUGCUGUAUAAGUACCGCAGCUGAAGUAAAGAAGAUGAAUAAGAAAAUGAAAGAUGCAAAGUCAGCUGAUGUGCACGUAGUGGCAGAGGAUUUCUUAGAUGAUGUUAAAAAGGGAGGAGUAGCACUGAUGAUUAUGAAACACAGCAUAGCUAGUUGGGGAUCAGAUCCUCAUGGUCGUAUUGGUGGUGUUACACAAGUUGAUAAAGGCCCUUCUCAGGAAGAAUUGUUGGAACAGAAGUAUAAGAUUGGUGAUGACAAAUUGAAAAUGAUGGUAAAAGGAGGGUCAGCAGUUGACCCAAAUAGUGGGCUUCAGGAUUGUUCCCAUAUCUACAGUGAAGGGGAUACAAAGUACCAAGCCACUCUAGGAUUGGUAGAUAUUGUUCGAGGGACCAAUUCCUUCUAUAAAUUACAGAUGCUAGAAGAUGAUAGAAAAGACAAAACUGCUAA